AUGCGCAUAAAGAAGGCCCACCUUUGACCCGGAACUUAGGUGUCUCUGUUCCGCUUAAAGACGCUUGUGUGACCGGAAGUACUUACGGGUACCUAGGGUCCAGCCUAACUUCCGGAGCCCGCUGCGGCGGUUACUGGGUCGGAGAAUCUUGUUAUGGAGGCCGUGGCAGCUGCGGCAGUGGCGGAGAGGAAGCCGGAUGAUGACUGUGUGGAGGCCAGAUGUGUGCACUGGGGGGAGCUGAGCCAGACUUCCAUUCCACCGGGACCUCAAGAGAAGGAGACAGCAGAGAGUACACCAGACGUCACCAGCGGUGACAGCUCUCAGGCAGAGAGUCCGGCUGUAAGUGCCAUGUUGCACGCCAUCGCUGCCAGCCACCUGCCCGUGUGCAGCCAGCAGCAGGGUGAGCCUGACCUGACAGAGCCUGAGAAGGUGGCCAUCCUGGGCCAGCUGUAUCACAAGAAGCCACUGGUGUUCCUAGAGCGCUUCCGCACAGGCCUCCGGGAAGAGCACCUGGCCUGCUUCGGCCACCUGCGUGGAGAUCACCGUGCUGAUUUCUACUGUGCCGAGGUGGCCCGGCAAGGCACUGCCCGGCCUCGAACUCUGCGUACCCGCCUUCGUAACCGGCGUUACGCUGCCCUGCGUGAGCUCAUCCAAGGAGGCGAGUACUUUAGCGACGAGCAGAUGCGGUUUCGGGCCCCGCUGCUGUACGAGCAGUACAUAGGACAAUACCUCACGCAGGAAGAGCUCAGUGCCCGCACACCAGCCCCGCAGGCCCCCAGGUCUGGCUCCCCCGGCACACCUGCCUAUCCACUCUCCGACCUGCUGUUUCAGUCCUACCAGGAGCGGGAGCUGCAGCAAAAGCUGCUCCAGCAGCAAGAGGAGGAGGAGGCCUGUUUUGAGGAGGAAGAGGACAGUGAUGAGGAAGACCAGAGGUCGGAUAAAGACCUGGAAGCCUGGGUGCCUGACUCGGAAGAGAGGCUGAUCCUUCGAGAGGAGUUCACCAGCCGCAUGCACCAGCGCUUCCUGGAUGGCAAAGAUGGGGGCUUUGACUACAGCACGGUGGAUGACAACCCUGACUUUGAUAACCUGGACAUCGUGGCGCGUGAUGAGGAGGAUCGAUACUUUGAUGAAGAGGAACCUGAGGAUGUGUCCAGCCCAGAGCUAGACGGGGACUGACGGUGCCCACCCUUCCAGCCAGUGACACCAUGCUCACCCCUCCAGGCAGCUGGUUACAAGCUGGCUUAGUGACUCAGAGGCCAUCAAGACAGGCCCCCGGACUUGGCCCACCUCAGAUAAUCUCCCCACUUCUGUUAAGGGGUUCCUGCUCUUUUCUCUGGGAACAUCACUGCCCCUCUUGCCCUGGCCCCAUCGUCUUUUCUCUGAUCCAGGAUCCUGCUGUGUAGAACCAACUUGCCUGUUAGUUGCUUUGUAGCCAAGGCUGGCCUGAAACUCAGUUUCCCACAUGCUGUGUGUGGGUGAAUCCCCGUGUUUGGUCUACAUGUCCUUUUCUUACCCUCUUUCUCCCUUCAUGCCACUGCCCCACCUCCCGAUUCCCAGGUCUCUAACCUUCUGCCCAUCUUUGUGUCAUGAGUGCUGUGUACACAUCAGGGCCCUGGCAAUCAUUGGUGACUGCAGCUGUCACAUGAAUGCCAGCCAUCAAGUUCCAUCUGAUGCCCAGCACAGCCCUCAGUCUCUCCACCGCUCUCUGCCAGUGACCUACGACGGGCACCUCUUUGCUACCCCCAGGCUCCCACCUCAAACUCCAUGCCGCUGCUGCCUCCUCGUUCAUUUCCACGUUAUCUCCAGGCCUUGAUGUCAGCCCCUCUGUCUCAGCCUUUAUGGCUGGUCCUCUGGGUCCCCUCCCCCAGACCUGGCCAUCAAGGGCAGCAGAAGCCCUCUCUGUGGAUGGAGGUUAGGGGAACCCAGUUGGCACCAGCCUCUGCUGCUGUGCUAACUAGGAGUGCUGGCAAAGCAGAGCUGGGUACCACAGGGCCAGCUCGGGUGUAGGAGGAACAUGAAGAGGGGACUCUCUUCCCUACAGCCCCCCUUCCCAGCCACAAUUUUCCUUUUCCUCACUUCCUCUCCCUCUCCCUCUCCUGUUUACACUCCCCAAAUACGCACAGGCUGUUAUCAUGGCUCUUGAGUCAUCACACACAGACAUACAGCCUGCCCCAGUGUCCCUGCCCCCAGCCGGCCACAGGGCCCGCCCCACAGAGCCCCCUGCUGCCCUGGGCUAAUGAAAGCCAGAUGGCUGCUUGUGACUCAGCCGUGGCCUGUGGGAACCCAGACGUCCUACCUUCCCAUGCCCCACGCCCGGGCCCUGCGUCCCCAGCAGACGGAAGCAACCUGCUCCUAUGGGGACCGGAGCAGCGUGUCUGGACCUGAGGGCCCAAACAUAGGCUCUCUCUGUACCUGAAGGACCCUCAGAACUGUAAAGCCAAGCUCCUGCCCCUGGGCCUUGGCUCUGCCCUCCGUGUUAACAAAACUCACCCAGGGGGUAGAGGGUGUUCUCUUGAACUGUUGAGAGAUCCUCAACAGCCCAGCCUGGGCCAGGCCUGAGUGACACCUCUUGACGGGCCUGGAAACAAGGCUGUCAACUGCCACUUGUCACAAAGGGUGGAAAGGGCCCAGAAGUAGCCAUAUGCCUCUUGGGACCACCUGGCCUCCCAGGCACAGCCAGGACUAGAACACGCUGUACACAGCACUUGCGACCUCACUGGACAGCGGUGAGGAUGCAGAGACAGACUCCUCACAUUGUGGGGGACUGUAGAAGGUGCCGGUGUUGUGGUGUUACACCCCUACCCUUACCUCCCCAGAGGACACUGUGAGUCCACAACUGGGAUCCCACCACACUGGACGGGAGCCAGGAGCGCUCUUUUGGGAAGUCCAUUGGCUUAAGUAUUUUCACAGUUAACCAGUGUUCUGUCCGACCAUUAAACUUAUUUAAGAU
Messenger RNA from Rattus norvegicus (Norway rat), 2950 nucleotides. It is a transcript of the gene Ccdc97, whose product is annotated as coiled-coil domain containing 97. Bases 154 to 1176 code for a protein of 340 amino acids. Gene Ontology annotation, cellular component: nucleoplasm. NCBI's taxonomy places the organism in Eukaryota, Metazoa, Chordata, Mammalia, Rodentia, Muridae. The transcript has 5 exons. The record is from RefSeq and is marked provisional.